AGAAGCAUGUUGCAAGACAGAAGCUGCAAGUGAUUCACCGAGAUCGUCAGAUUCUACUCUAUUGACAUAUCUAAUCAAUCAAAAUGCGAUACAUGUACUCAAUUACCAAAUACGUAGUGCUAUCAAGGGACCUAGUGGUGAUUCAGAUGACGGUAACGACUCAUCUCAAUGUGUGAUAAAGUGGAUAAUUAAACAAGAUUUGAGAGAAUAG
Molecule: messenger RNA, 211 nt
Organism: Ambispora gerdemannii
Lineage: Eukaryota; Fungi; Glomeromycota; Glomeromycetes; Archaeosporales; Ambisporaceae
Source: the annotation of a GenBank genome assembly